ACUCUGAAUUCGACUUUAUUGGUGCAGUCUGCAAAAAUCUAAAGUUCAUUCAUUAAUUUACACAAUUUGAGCCGGUUAAACAUUCCAUAAAGUCAUUUAAAGUAUCAAAAUGCCAAAGGCAGUGUGUGUUCUUGCUGGAGAUGUUAAAGGAACAAUCUUCUUUCAACAAGCUACUGGAUCAAAUGAAGUUCAAGUGUCGGGAGAAAUUUCCGGCUUAAAACCAGGAUUACACGGCUUCCACGUUCACGAGUUUGGUGACAAUACAAAUGGAUGUAUGUCUGCUGGACCUCAUUUUAAUCCAUUUGGAAAGGAACACGCUGGACCUGAUGAUGCUGAUAGACAUGUUGGAGAUUUAGGAAAUGUUACAGCCGGCGAUGAUGGUGUUGCUAAAAUUGAUAUUAAGGAUAAAAUGAUUUCAUUGUCUGGUGAAUUGAGUAUUCUUGGUCGCACACUCGUAGUUCAUGCUGAUCCAGAUGAUCUCGGACGUGGUGGACACGAAUUGAGCAAAACAACUGGAAAUGCUGGUGGACGUUUAGCAUGUGGUGUCAUCGGAAUUUGUAAGGAAUAAGAAUCUUCAAUAAAAAAUUAUAAAUCGAUGAAUUACAAAUGAAAUUAAUCAUCGCCAAAAUUUAGGCUCGCCUACCAAAAACGUAUCCUUACCUUCUAAAAAUUUAAGACUUUCAAGAUUAUGAGAAAUUAUUGUUUACUGGGGAGAAUUAAUGGAAAUUGGAUCAAAUAAAGAGUCCAGGAAUUGAUUGGUUCAAAUUUAGUUUAUUUAAUUUCUUGAAUCAUAA
Molecule: messenger RNA, 794 nt
Organism: Chironomus riparius
Lineage: Eukaryota; Metazoa; Arthropoda; Insecta; Diptera; Chironomidae
Source: the annotation of a GenBank genome assembly